Molecule: messenger RNA, 1308 nt
Organism: Portunus trituberculatus (swimming crab)
Lineage: Eukaryota; Metazoa; Arthropoda; Malacostraca; Decapoda; Portunidae
Product: kinesin-like protein KIF21A
Exons: 1
Coding region: 1-1308 (435 amino acids)
Source: RefSeq, a predicted model, not a curated record
AUGGGAACGAAACAGCAACAGAACAAAACUGUGGAAAAUUCCUCUGGUGAUAAAAAUGGAACCAUUGUGGAAAUGAAACAAGAGGAGAAUAAAACUGUGGAAAAUGAAGCUGAUAAGAUCGGAACCAUUGUUGAAGGUAAACACCAAGAGAGUAAAACUGUGGAGAAAAUUAUUGAUGAUAAGAAUGGGACCAUUGUGGAAACGAAACACCAAGAGAAUAAAACUGUGGAAAACCCCACUGCUGAUAAGAACGGAGUAGAUAUUGAGGUAAGCAAAGAGGAAGAGAACAAGCCCUUACUGCAAGGGGUGCACGAUAAGAUCAAAAUGGAUAAACCAAUCAGUAAAGAGAUAGAAAACAAAACAUUUGAAAAGGCCGUUGUCAAAAACAGCGAAACCGUUGCUGAAACCAUCGACCAAGAAAACAAAACGGAAGGAAGACCCAUUUGUGAUAAAAACUGGACAGAUUUUGAAGUUCAUAAAGGUGAAAAGAACAAGAGCUUGGAUGAAAUGGUUGAGAACAAAGGAAAAAAUUUGGAAACUAUAGAACAGGAGACCAAAGCGUUGCCACCAAUCCCAGGUGCUAAAAACGAAACUUUUGAGGAAUCUAAAGAGCAGGAAAACAAAACGAUAUUUUCAAGGAACGAAACGGAUGCGGAAGAAUCACAUGAGGAAAUUGCCUUGCCACCAAUCCCAGGUGCUAAAAACGAAACAUUUGAGGAAACUAAAGAGCAGGAAAACAAAACGAUAUUUUCGAGGAACGAAACGGAUGCGGAAACUAUAGAACCACGAGAAGAAAUUUUACCACGAGCGAACAUAACUUCCGAGAGCGAAACAGAAACUGACGGAAACGAAAGCGAAAUUCUACAGAACAAAUCAAUGAAUCUAGAGACCACGAUAGCGGAAAUUGAAACGACCACGAUAGCGAUUGAGGAAAAAACGGAAAUCAUUCAGAAAUUAAAUGAAGAUCUCAGUAAACAAACAACACUUCUGCAGAACCGAACAGAAGAUCUUGAGAAAAAAUCGAAUAAUAUGAAAAACAAAAUACUAGAAGUGGAAAACAAAACGAUGCGAUUAGAAAAGGAAUCAGAUGCGAUAUUAAUGGAGAAUGUCGUAAUGGGGCGAACGAUGCUGCGUGUGGAGACAGAAACCAAUGAGAUUGAAAACAAAGCUGUGGGUUUGAAGGAGAUGACUGAGACUCUCCAGAACAAGACAGGAGACCUGCAGGAAGGAACUCAAAGUCUACAGGCUCAGAUUGAAGCUCUACAGAACAAGAUGGUGGCUUUAGAGAACCUGAUGGAAAAAUUUUGA